Molecule: messenger RNA, 619 nt
Organism: Bufo bufo (common toad)
Lineage: Eukaryota; Metazoa; Chordata; Amphibia; Anura; Bufonidae
Product: Na(+)/H(+) exchange regulatory cofactor NHE-RF2-like
Exons: 3
Coding region: 125-604 (159 amino acids)
Biological process (GO): protein localization to plasma membrane
Cellular component (GO): apical plasma membrane
Molecular function (GO): protein-membrane adaptor activity; protein binding
Source: RefSeq, a predicted model, not a curated record
UUGCAAGUGAAACACAAGCCAGAGCGGGAGGAGGAGAGGAGCCGCCAGCAGCACUGCAGCCGACAGCCUCACUAUGCCCCGCUGAGCGCUGCCAGUGCCCGAUCACCCGCCGCGGUCCGUCAGCAUGGCCCAGGAGCGCCUCCAGCCCCGGCUGUGUCACAUCCAGAAAGGGGAGCAGGGCUACGGCUUCCACCUGCACGGAGAGAAGAACAAGACCGGACAGUACAUCCGCAAGGUAGAGCCUGGCUCCCCGGCGGAGCUGGCCGGCCUGAGCGCUGGGGACCGGGUGCUGGAAGUCAACGGGGCGAACGUGGAGAAGGAGACCCAUCAUCAGGUGGUGCAGCGCAUUAAAGCCAUAGAGAAUGAGACGCGAUUGCUGGUCAUAGACAGAGAGGCGGACGAGUUCCGGCGCCUCUCACAAUCCAGCUCGCCCCCUGAAUCCCAGCCGAACUCCAGUGCCCCGUCCUCCCCGACAGUGGGCAACAAUAACGGCGAGAUAUGGAAGACGAACGAGGACACAAGCCUCGAGGACCAGCUGCAAAAUAACCACAGCACCGAGAACGGCAAACAGCUGUGUGAACGGUACCGGGAUGUGAAGAUCUAGGGUCUGCUGAUGAUG